AUGAAGCUCUGUGUGGCUGGGCUCGCUCUGCUCGUGCUCAUGGCUGUCUGCUGUUCUCCGGCACACUCUGCGCCACUGGGUUCUGACCCUCCCACUUCCUGCUGCUUCUCUUACACCCUGCGGAAGAUUCCUCGGAAUUUCGUGACGGAUUACUAUGAGACCAGCAGCCUCUGCUCCCAGCCUGCUGUAGUAUUCCAAACCAGAAGGGGCAGGCAAAUCUGUGCUAACCCCAGUGACGCCUGGGUCCAGGAAUACAUGGAUGACCUGGAACUGAACUGAGCUGCUCUGGACUAGUGCUGGGGUCUGCUGUGAAGGUCACCUGAGCCUGAGGCGUCUCUGCAAGAUGCAUCCCCUCCUGCUCAGAACUCCUCCCAGUACCCCCUGUUCCUCUCUGUAAUUUUAUCUGUACUGUGUACAAUAUUAUUGUAUUGGGUAUCAUUUCCAUUAUUUAUUACUUUGUCAAAGCUUGUCUGUCCCCCAUGGGGAUGGUUCACUCUCAUGUUCUCUGCUAUUGUGGAUACACAGACAAUGUGGUUGAUCCCGGUUUACUGUUUUCAU
Sorex araneus (European shrew) is the source of this 558-nucleotide messenger RNA. It is a transcript of the gene CCL4, whose product is annotated as C-C motif chemokine ligand 4. The coding region runs from base 1 to 279 and encodes 92 amino acids. Gene Ontology annotation, cellular component: extracellular region. Gene Ontology annotation, molecular function: CCR chemokine receptor binding; chemokine activity. The transcript is spliced from 3 exons. Gene Ontology annotation, biological process: monocyte chemotaxis; positive regulation of GTPase activity; chemokine-mediated signaling pathway. The record is from RefSeq and is a predicted model, not a curated record. NCBI's taxonomy places the organism in Eukaryota, Metazoa, Chordata, Mammalia, Eulipotyphla, Soricidae.